This is a messenger RNA of Protopolystoma xenopodis, 408 nucleotides long. Lineage: Eukaryota; Metazoa; Platyhelminthes; Monogenea; Polystomatidea; Polystomatidae. The record is from the annotation of a GenBank genome assembly.
AUGCCUUAUGCCUGCAGCUCGGAUGGGCACUCGGGUCUUCCAGAGUCGGCAGUUGUACCGGCAAGAGAACCUUGGUCGCUGCCGCCAGCCCGCAAUCCGUCGGCGGCCCCAAUCUCGAUAGUAGUCAAUGGCUCAGUAGACUCGCCUCAUCUCGACAACCCCAGACAGUUGGCAGCUCGCCUGAUUGCCGCUGCCUCCUCAGUCGCCAAGGUGACACCAUCCAAAGAGUCAACUGCUGCUCUGACGGCAGCAGCACAGGCUGCCAUGGCGGCUGCGGUCAAUGCCAGUUCCAGAGACGUCAGGUCUUCAUCGCACAUUGACCUGUCCAGCCUGGAUCGUACACUCUUCAAUCUGCCCCAUGAUCAACUGCUGGCCUACUUCGCGAACAUGAAGGAGUCUACGGCCUGA